AUGUCUCGUGGCUCGGGCGCGACGAUACUCAGGGAUAGGAACCAGCUCGGAGCCUUCGACCGCAUCCGAGCGAUACGCGAGGGCAAGGGCAAACGCAGUGCGUUCCUCGAGGACUUCGCGUCCGACGGCCCCGAGUCCCCGGACCCACCGACGCCCCCCGAGCCGUCCCGCGAGGAUCUCCCUAGCAGGCAGAGUAGCCUCAGCUCGGAAAACGCCCCGAGUCAGAUGCUCGACUCCGACUCCGACUCCGACGACGCUUCCGCUCGCCCCGCGAGGCGACGACUCGUCAAGAAGUCCCAGCUCAACGAUGACAAGGAGGAGGAGGACCGGCGGGUGUCGAUCGGGAGCCCUAUCCGCGGUCAGCGCCGCAAGAUCGGCCGAGGCCUCGCGGACUCGGACUCAUCCGACGACGACGACGACGAAGCCGCCGACGACGACGAAGACUCCGACGACGACUACGCCCCGGCGGACGCCGGCGACGAUCUUUCCGACGCCAUCGGCGCCGUCACCUUGAGCGAGGAACCCGUGACGUACCGCCCGAAGGCGCCGGCGUCCGUCGCAUCCCCGCGACCCCCGCCGUUCGCCCCGGUGAUGCCCGAUCGCGCGACGACGGCGACGACGGCGACGCCACCCGGACCAAACCGGACCAAACCGGACCAAACAGGACCGACCCGCGCGACCCUGAGCGUCACCGACGUCAUCGCCGCGCGCGCGAAGGCGCCCCCCGCGCGGAACGAGCCCGCGCCCGCGCCCAAGAAGCGCGCGGCGCCCGCCCCGCGCGCCCCCACGAAGGCGCCUCCAUCCGCUCCGAGAGACUCGGCGCCGGCGGAGACCGCCGCCGUCCGCGACCCGGCUCCGGCUCAACCGCUCAACGAUCCGACGUCCGCCGGUGACGCCCCGGGCCAGCACAAGGAGGCCCAGCACAAGGAAGCCCACAAGAGGCCCAUGCGACUGAAGGGCAAUACGGAGGGUGGCCCGCGGUUCGAGCUUGCGGGGGACCUCGCGUCGCGGCUUUACGACCACCAACGCGACGGCGUUCGUUGGAUGUGGAACCUUCAGCUGUUGGGUCGGGGCGGGAUCCUCGCCGACGAUAUGGGCCUCGGUAAGACGCUGCAGGUGGCGGCGUUCGCGUCCGGUCUGCUGCGAAGCGGAGCGGCGCGACGGUUCCUGGUCCUCGCGCCCACCACGCUGUUACCCCACUGGCACAAGGAGUUCAUCGUGGCUGGUUUGAGGGACGGGGUGAACCUUCACAAGUUUGCCGGCGGCGGUUCGAGGGCGGACCGCGACCGGGCUCUGUCCAAGGUGCGCGCCCACGGCGGCGUCCUGCUCACCACCUACGGCAUGGUGCUCCACAACGACGACUCGCUGGGUGCGCCCGCGUCGGAGGAGGACGCCGAGAAGGUGGCCGCCGCGAGCGGCAGGGGCGCGGCGGUGGCGGCGCAAGACAUGCCCCCCGGCGCCAAGGAACUCCACUGGGACUGGAUCGUGUGCGACGAGGGACACAAGCUCAAGAACCCGAACGCGCAGCUCCCGCGAAAGGUCCGGACCCUCCCCUCCUCGCACAGGCUCAUAAUCACCGGCACGCCCAUACAGAACCACCUCGCGGAGCUGUGGGCGCUCUACGACUUGUGCUGCCCGGGUCUCCUCGGCGACGAGGCAGAGUUUCGGAGGGAGUACUCCAAGAAGAUCGCCGCGGGGCAGAGCAGGGACGCGACCCAGAGGCAGCGGUCGGCCGGGGCGCGCGCGAGCGAGGAGCUGCGGAACAAGUGCAAGCCGUUCAUGCUCCGCCGAGAGAAGUCGUCCGUGCUCGCGAGGGCCAAGGAGGAGGAGGAGAAGGAGCGAAAGGCGGCGCAAAACGACCCAGAGGCGCGAAACGCAGCCGCCGCCGCCGCCGGGCCCCGCACCUCCAUCGAGGCGUCCACCACCGGAUGGGCCGGCGUGAAGCACGCGCCCCAGCAGCUCGGCACCAAGAACGACCUCAUCGUCUGGCUCCCCCUGCGCCCCGCCCAGGAGCGGCUCUACCGCGCCUUUCUCAAGUCCAACACCGUUCGGUCGGCGCUCAACAAGACGGGCUCAGCCCUCUCCGCGAUUAACAUCCUGAAGAAGAUCUGCGACCACCCGGCGCUGUGCCUCGCCAUCACGGAGACCUCCGCCGCGGACGCCGCGGCGACGAGCCACGUCGCGAGAUCAUCCCCGUCCAGAUCCCCCGCCAGGGACGGCCGCGAGGAGGGCGAGGAGGGAGACGAGGAGGAGGAGGACGGGGACAAGCGCGAGGCGAGGCGGCUCGCCGUCGCCGCCGCCGUCGCCGCCGCGGGUCUCACGGAAUCGGACCUCGGAGGCGCGCCCGACGCCUCUGGAAAAUGCGCGUUUCUGAUGUCCCUGCUCCGGCACCUCGCGAGCAGCGGUCACAGGACCCUGGUGUUCAGCCAGUCGCGAGCGAUGCUCGAUGUGCUGGAAUCCGCCGCCCGCGCCGACGGCCACGACCUGGUUCGCAUCGACGGCAAGGUUCCCGCGGACGAGAGGCACGCCCGGGUGGAGCGAUUCCAGUCCACGCCGUCCAUCCCGCUGGCGCUGCUCACCUCGCAGGUGGGCGGCCUCGGGCUCACGCUGACCGCCGCGGAUAGGGUCGUCAUCUACGACCCCGCGUGGAAUCCCGCUGCAGAUUCGCAAUCGGUGGACCGAGCGUAUCGCAUCGGCCAGACCAAAGACGUCGUCGUGUACAGGCUCGUCACCUGCGGGACCGUCGAGGAGAAGGUGUACCGUCGACAGGUGUUCAAGGGAGGGCUCUCCCGCGCCGGGACCCAGGACGGGAACCACUUUAGGUACUUUAGCGCCGACGAGACGAGCCAGCUGUUUGAAUUUUCCGACGACGCCGCGCGCGGGUCGAAGACGCAGAAAGAGCUCGAGCGGCUGCACGCGCACCAGCGCCGGUGGACGGCGGAGCUCGCGAACGUCGAGGCGCCCGUGAUCGAACGACUCGGGUGCGUCGGGGUGUCCGAUCACGACCUGCUGUUCAGCAAGGAGGACAGCACGAAGGCCGGCGACGGCGCCAGCGUGCUCUCCGCCGGGGGGGGCGGCGGGGGCAGGCCGGGCGGGGGCGGCGGCAAGGCGACGGGGGCCAAGGAUAAGGGGGGCAAGGGCGCGCGGGGCGGGUGGAAGGGAGUGGACGCGGGCUGGGGCGGCGAUGCGAGGCUCGCGGGGCUCGCCAUCGCCGCGGGGUCCGCCGUCGCCGCGCCGCCCUCCUCCUUUGCGUCGUCGUCGCGUCCCCUCGAGGCGGACAAACCCCCGAAGACGACCAGGAGUAAAGCCGCGGAGAGGCUCGAGACGCUGAUGGCGCAGCGGGAUAAGCAGAAGAUGCUCCUGUCCAUGGACGGCAUGGUGUCCCGGCUGCCGGACAAGGGAAGGAGCAUCGAGGUCCGCAUCGAGGCGUUGGAGAAGGAAAUCGCGGCGGCCAAGGCAGAGCUCAAGGCUAAAUACGGCGCCGGGGCGCCCGCGACGGGGGCGAGCAAGUCGGCCGCGAUGGCGGCGCUGGACGCGCACAUCGCGAGGUCAGCGCCCGCGCGAGCGCCGCCGAGGGACGAAACCGUGCAGGGGGCAUCCGAGGAGCCGCGGGGGGACGGGGGCUCGGACCCCGAGGUCGAAGGCGCCGCGAGCUCGGCGAGGGACGGGAACGAUGCCGGGGAUGCCGGGGGAUCAUAUGCCGAGGAGGACGAAGAGUUGGACGUCACCGCGGAUGCGGACGACGAACUCGGUCGCGCCGAUGGAGCGAUCCUCGCGGUCCGGCGCGUCGCGGGACGGCCGGCGGUGUCGUCCUCGCGCGCGUCCUCGUCCUCGGCCGGCUCCGGGGCGCCGACGGGGGGAGUGGGAAGGGGCGAGAACCUCCCGAAGGGUGCCAGGGCCAAGCGGUUCAGACGCCGCCCGCCGCCCGUCGCGUGCGCGGAGCCCGCGGUGACGACGCAGGCUGACGCCGAGACGACGCGGGCGAACGCGACGCCGGCGGGUGCCGACGACACCGCCGUCGCCACGCACAUCUGCGUCGACUGCGGAUAUCUGUACGUCAUGUCCACCCCGUUCGACGCGCAGAGGGACGACUUCGCGUGCCCGCAGUGCGACGCGCCCAAGUCCCGAUUCGCGGCGUACGACUCAUCGAGCGGGAAGGCGAUCGGGGCGGUCGCCGCAGCGCAGCUUGCUCCGAGGGCCGACGACGAGGAGGCGGAUGGGGAGGUUGGGAACGAUGAGCCCGGGGUUGGCGGUAAGAAGGGGGCGGCGACGAUGACGGCGAGGGAGGUCGGGACGGUGGCGGCGUUCGCGGCGCUCUCCUGCGCCGCGGUGGCGGGCGCGGGGGGACCCGCGGGCGCGGCGGCGGAGGUCACGCGCGCGCUCGAUCUCCUCGUGCAAAAUCACCUCCCGGGCGUCGGCGGCGUCGUGGAGGAUUCCUUCCUCGGGCUGCUCGCCGCGUGCACCGUGUACUGCCUCUGGAGGUCCUCCGUGAUCCCGCGGCCGGUGGGGAACCCGAUCACCCGACGUUCGAGAACCAACGCGUCCUGGGUGCACGUGCUCUCGGGAGCCGGCGCCCUGGCCACCGGUCUGUACGGCGUGGUGCUGGAGAGGGUGUACCGGGAGUCCCCGGGUUGGACGUGGAUGUGGGUGAGCUCGGCGCUCUUCCUUACGAACGCGCUCACCUACGGGCCGCUGAUGCAGAUCUUCAAGGCUUCCAAGGAGGGAAAGUACGCCAUGCAGCUGGGGUACAGCUUCGUCGCGUCGUUCCAGGGGGUGGUGUUCAUCGCGUGGUCCGCGCAGCCGGACGCGCCCGACUGGAUGUACUGGGCCGUCAUGCCGUUUUGGUACUUUUCCGUCGCCAAGCUGUGGGAGUCCACGGAGUUCGUCCUCGCGCUCGCGCCCGACGCCGAGGCGGGAAGCUUCCUGGAUAACGUGACCGCUGGUAGCAAGCAACGUCUGGGGAAGAUGACCCCGGACGCGGCGACGCUGACGUACGUGUCGUUGAACGCCUUCGCGGCGAUAUUCGACAACUGCUACAUGGCGCUGUACACGGCUCUGGGCCCGGAGCAGUUUUGGCACACGAGCCGGGUCUUCAACGACGCGGACUUCCACCUGAGGCUCGUGAAGGGCACCACGGGGAGUUUGACGGUGGCGCUGCUCAUCUUCAUCAGCACCCUGGGAUGGCGGCGGCAGAUGUCCAUGGACGUGGCCAUCUGGCUCAACGUGAUCCUGGGUAGCGUCGGGCCGUGGAUCGUGCUCUUCUGGCACAAGCUGGUGGACCCCUCUGAGGACUGGUUCCCGCAGUUCGUGUUCGACCCGGCGUUCGACUACCACCCGCUAUCCGUCUGGUUCCUGGCGAUCUUCGCGGUCAUCGCGGUGGUGAUCCUCGGUGACUUCCAGGCGAUCUCGGCCGCGAGCUCGACCAUCGAGCUCCCGUGGAGGUCGUCGAGGAGGACAGAGGACGUGGUUAUCAGGGUGGACAUGUCCAAACCGGGGGAUCCGGACGAGUUCAGGAAGAUGCGGGAUCAGUAUAAGGCCAAGAAAGCUUCCCAAGGGGCGAGCGAGGGAGGGGACGCGGCGCAGGGCGAUCCGGGUCAGAAGCGGGAGGACGCGGGUCCGUCGAACGUGCCGGGCGCGCCCGACCUGGCGACGACGGGCUGGGUGGCGUGGCCUCCGCCCAAUCCUCCGCCAUCAAUGCGCGGGGCCGGGGACGGCGGGACCCCGAAGGACGGCGGCGAGCCCUCGAACCUAGGGGACGAACAGGUUGCCUACCGGGAGGCUUCAAGGAAGGUUGACAAAUCAAAUCCAGAGGCGGUUGACAGUCAGGCCGGCGCGGCCGCCGCCGACGUCGACCAGGCGCAGCCCGCGGCGGAGGAGAGUAGCAGCCCGGUGCCUCGUGCCCCCGCGACGCUAGAGAAGUACGGCUGGGUCGCAUGGCCGCCGCCUAACCCGCCUCCGGCGGCGGCGUAG
Micromonas commoda is the source of this 5970-nucleotide messenger RNA. Its product is annotated as SNF2 super family. Bases 1 to 5970 code for a protein of 1989 amino acids. NCBI's taxonomy places the organism in Eukaryota, Viridiplantae, Chlorophyta, Mamiellophyceae, Mamiellales, Mamiellaceae. Gene Ontology annotation, molecular function: DNA translocase activity; ATP binding; ATP-dependent chromatin remodeler activity. The record is from RefSeq and is a predicted model, not a curated record. The transcript has 3 exons.